GCAGCUCGCAGCACCAGCAUGGAGAUAUUUUUGUCUAUGGAUAUAGCUAAGUGAAGUUAGCAUCAGUAAUAACUAAAUGUUUACGUUGUCAUUACAUUUUUCUCAAAGUGGUUACCUGUUAAGUUGUUUUGCUUACUAGUGGCUUUGAUAGAAGCCGGCCCAUAGUUUGUGGUCUGUCUAAUUUUCUCUCUAACUGUGGGGGGACAUGCUAAGUUGGCUAACUUAACAGUCUGACUGUGGGACAGGCAGGCAGUGACCACUUCUAGCUGUCACACGACUAGAAAAGCGCACCAGGGUGACCGUGAUGGAAGUGGAGGACUUCGUUUCCAAAACGUUGGAGCUCCUUCAGGAGGAGCGAGAAGCUGAGAUCGAGGAAACCAGGCUUCUGCAGGAGAAUGUCUCUCUAAAGCAUCUACAGCACAAAGGUGUGUGCCUGCUGAAGCUGCAGAUCGGCAGCCAGCGCACAGGCCUCUACGGCCGCCUGCUCAUCAUCUUCGAACCCAGAAAGAGUAUUGGAGCUUCCGUGCUGCCCAGCAACAGUUUUGGUCCAGGGGACAUAGUGGGCCUGUAUGAUGCGGAGGGGUGCAGCCAGAGGUCCCAACUGGGUACAGGAGUGGUUACCAGAGUGACCCAGUCCUCCGUCGCCGUAGCGUUUGAUGAGUCGCAGGAUGGGCUCAACCUGAACAGCGACGGACUCUUUAACAUCAUGAAGGUGGCCAAUGAUGUCACCUACAGGAGACUAACAUGUGCAUUGAAUACGUUGAAUGGAUACGGCAGUGGCCCAGCCUCUCUUCUCAUCAGUGUCCUGUUUGGCUACUCUCAGCCCUCAGAGCUUUCCCAGCCGAAUGAUUUAGAGUUUUAUAACACUGGACUGGACGAGUCUCAGCGUGAGGCAGUGACCUUUGCCCUGAAGCAGAAGGACCUGGCGGUCAUCCAUGGGCCCCCAGGGACGGGCAAGACCACCACUGUGGUGGAGGUGAUCCUGCAAGCUGUUAAACAAGGAAACAAGGUGCUGUGCUGUGCCCCCUCUAACGUGGCGGUGGACAACCUGGUGGAGCGGCUGGCGCAGAACAAGGCCAAGGUGCUGCGCCUGGGCCACCCGGCCCGUCUCCUGGAGACCAUCCAGCAGCACUCCCUGGACGCCAUCCUCGCCCGCAGCGACGCCACGGACAUCAUCGCAGACAUCCGCAGAGACAUGGACAAGGCUCUAAGUGACAUGAAGAGGAGUCGGGACCGAGGCAGCAGGGCUGCACUGAAGAGGGAGCUCAGGGAGCUGAGGAAGGAGCUCAGGAGCAGAGAGGACGACUCCACCAAGCAAAUCCUCAAGGGUGCCACUGUUGUCCUGGCCACCAACACAGGAGCGAGUGCUGAGGGCCCGCUGAAGCUGCUGCCAGCCGACCACUUCGACGUGGUGGUGAUCGAUGAGUGCGGCCAGGCGCUGGAGGCCAGCUGCUGGAUCCCCCUGCUCAACGGCCGCAAGGCCAUCCUGGCCGGCGACUACAAGCAGCUGCCCCCCACCAUCAAGUCCCACAAGGCGGCCUCUAAGGGUCUGUCGGUGAGCCUGAUGGAGCGGGUCAUCCAGCGGUAUGGUGCUGGGGUGGUCCGGAUGCUGACGGUCCAGUACCGCAUGAACAGCGCCAUCAUGCAGUGGGCCUCCGACCAGAUGUACCAGGGCCGGCUGACCGCACACGCCUCCGUGGACAAGCACCUGCUCAGGGAUCUGCCAGGUGUGGCUAAUGUGGAGGACACCAGCCGGCCACUGCUGCUCAUAGACACGGCCGGCUGUGGCCUCCACGAGAUGGAGGACACCGAUGAACUGUCCAAGGGAAACCAAGGAGAGGCCGAUAUUGUAGCUCUGCAUAUCAAAGCCUUGACUGAAGCCGGCCUGAAAGCCAAAGACAUCGCUGUGAUAGCUCCGUACAAUCUUCAGGUUGACCUUCUCAGACAGAGGCUCUCCCAGACGCACCCGGAGCUGGAGAUCAAGUCAGUGGACGGUUUCCAGGGCAGAGAGAAAGAGGCCGUGGUGUUGUCCCUGGUCAGAUCCAACAGAAAGGGUGAGGUUGGCUUUUUGGCCGAGGACAGAAGAAUCAACGUGGCCGUGACUCGAGCGCGGCGCCAGCUCACGGUGGUGUGCGACUCUCAGACGGUACGGAACCACGACUUCCUCAAGUCACUGGUGGACUACAUGACGGAGCACGGCGAGAUGCGCACCGCCUUCGAGUACCUAGAGGACGUGGUGCCCCAGAACUACACCCGCGACCCCAAAGAGGGCUCCAAACAGCCCCCGUCAGCUAAGCAGAGGGACAAAGGGGAGCCAGGCCAGGGGAGGGGCAAGGAGACGAAAGGGGAGCAGGGGAGGAGGCAAGAGGCUGGGGCCAAGCCUAAAGGAAGGGACCCCCCGGGGAAGGCUCCAGGCUCAAAGCCCCUCAGCAGUUCUGGCAGGCCCGGAGAUGGGAACCAGGACCAGAAGCAGAACCAAGACCAGGCCCAGGAGCAGAGGAAGCAGGACGAGAUCCGGCAGCGGAUCCAGAACUUUGUGCGGGACGUGGGCCAGACUGAGCUGCGCUUCCCCGCAUCCCUGAACUCUCACGACCGCCUGCUCGUUCACCAGAUCGCGGAGGAACUCGGGCUCAACCACGAGAGCCAGGGCGAGGGCAAGGACCGCCACAUCACCGUGACCGCCACAUCACCGGCCGGGCCACAGGAACCCUCCUCAGAGGGGACAGGGGAACCAGAACCACAGCUGGACCGACCGACUGAUGUAGUUACUCCCCCUGACCAGCAGGGGGCAGCAGCUGCAGGGGGUGUGGACCUGAAGAGCCUGCACCUGGAGCGCAUGCGGAGGGAGCAGCAGAAGAGGGAGGAGAAGGCCAAGCUAACCCAGCUGACCCAGCAGCAGCAGCAGCAGCAGAGGGCGGCCAUAGCAGCCAUAGCAGCCACAGCAGGGAGGAGCCAGCAGGGCAGGAAGGGAAAAGGAGCAGCCAAGGGUAAGAACUGCACGAAAGCAGGCGCUACGGACAUUGCGGCGGCCGCUACUGCAGACAGUGACUUUGACACACUGAUUGACGCGGUGGUGAAGGCUGAGCGUGUGUGUGGCUUCGUGAAGUGCAAAGCUAGCGUGCUAACGCUAGGACAGCUCUGCAUCCACUGCAACAGGCAGUUCUGCCUCAGCCACCACAUCCCCGAGGUCCACGGCUGUGGGGACCAGGCCAAGGCCCACGCACGCAUGCGCAUCAGCAAAGAGGGGGUGCUGUACGCCGGCAGUGGACAGAAGGACAAGUCCAUGGACCCCAACAAGAAGGCCUACCUGCAGAGGAAACUAGACUCCAAGCUCAAAGACAUGUCUAGUCAGAGGAAAACUAAAGUCAAAGAGAAGGAGCCUCAACGAUGAGGAGCUUUUGGGACGUUUGCAUGUGUGUGGCUGCUGUGUACAAAGACACGAGUUAUUAAAUCAGUUAUUUUUAGUGUA
Molecule: messenger RNA, 3469 nt
Organism: Alosa alosa (allis shad)
Lineage: Eukaryota; Metazoa; Chordata; Actinopteri; Clupeiformes; Clupeidae
Gene: ighmbp2
Product: immunoglobulin mu DNA binding protein 2
Exons: 16
Coding region: 305-3391 (1028 amino acids)
Molecular function (GO): 5'-3' DNA helicase activity; zinc ion binding; ATP binding
Source: RefSeq, a predicted model, not a curated record